UUACCUCUUUUAAUUCCCAUGAUGAUGAUGAAACACCAAGACAUGUUUGGUUGUAACACCAACAACAACAACACUGAAAUUAAUCACAUUCUUUCAAAUCCUCUAAACCCUAGCACCUCCUCAAUGGAUGAUCAUCAACAACAACAACAUCGAGAGAAUCAAAUCCUCAUCAACUCAUAUGAUGAUCAUGAUCUUCAUUAUUUCCCACAUCCUUUUCUCGAUGACGACGACCUAUUUUUAAGCCACUUUUUAUCACAACAACAACAAUUCUUCGAACAACGAGAUCAGCAACUUGAUGAAACGACGAAAAAGAUGAAGAAGAAGAAGAAAUUAUGUGGAAGUAGUAGUAGUAGAAUAAAUGGGAGCAACUCUACAAAGAGAAGAGGGAAGAAGGAUAGACAUAGUAAGAUCUACACAGCACAAGGCCCAAGAGACCGUAGAAUGAGGCUGUCCCUUCAAAUUGCAAGGAAAUUCUUUGAUCUUCAAGACAUGCUAGGCUUUGACAAAGCUAGUAAAACUAUAGAGUGGCUUCUUCUUAACUCAAAUUCAGCCAUUAAAGAUCUCAAACAAGCCUACUUCUUUAAGUACUCAAAUUCUGGCCAAUCAAGUGAGGUUGUGUCAGAGAUUAAUGAUAACAAUGGUGUUGUUAAUGUUGCUGCUUCUAAUCAUCUAGAUCAACAACAAGAUCAAGAAGAUGUUGCGUUUACGGGCGGUUUUAAAGACAAGAUCAAAAGCAGGACGUUACGAACCGGUUCGAGAGAGGCGAGGGAUAGGGCAAGAGCUAGGGCAAGACAAAGAACACUCUUGAAAAAUACUUUACUACCAAACCCUCCUAUUACUUCUUCCAUUUCUCAACAUUUUGAUCAUCUCUCAGUACUUAAAUUGCCCUAA
Messenger RNA from Cucumis melo (muskmelon), 891 nucleotides. RefSeq names its product transcription factor TCP12. The coding region runs from base 19 to 891 and encodes 290 amino acids. The record is from RefSeq and is a predicted model, not a curated record. Lineage: Eukaryota; Viridiplantae; Streptophyta; Magnoliopsida; Cucurbitales; Cucurbitaceae. Gene Ontology annotation, biological process: regulation of secondary shoot formation. Gene Ontology annotation, cellular component: nucleus. The transcript has 2 exons. Gene Ontology annotation, molecular function: sequence-specific DNA binding; DNA-binding transcription factor activity.